ACACACACACACACAUACACACACACACACUCAAACCAUACUGCACUUUUCACAACUCCCAGCUCAGCAUCACACACACUUUGGAUGCCCUUUCUUUCCUUGUUUCUUCCACGUGACUUAUUAUGGCGUUUUGAAAGUGUUUAACUUCUCUCCUCUUCUGAUAUUUUUGGAAAUAACAUCAGCAAGCAACUAGAUGAGUUGGAAAGGCUUUGACUUUAGCCUGGAGUUACAUUAUGGUUCUGGGCCAAGCUGUCAACAUGAGUUUGAUGGACAUUUCUAAGAUCUUCUCCCUGCUGCAGCCUAAGGAGGAGGAUGAGGACAACGAGCAGUGUCAGGCCCUGAACAACGCAGUGAGCAGCAACGACGUGACUCUGCUCUCCGAACUUCUGUCUCAGGAGAGUUACAGGAGGUCUAUCAAUGCUCGAAGUGGGUGGGGGGUCCCAGUAACCCCCUUGCGCACUGCCGCUGCUCUGGGACACCUGAGGUGCUUGGAGUUGUUGUUAGAGCAUGGUGCAGAGAUUGACAGCCUGGACGUGAAGGCCCAGACGCCUCUGUUCACAGCUGUCAGUGGGAAACAUCUGGACUGUGUGGUGGCCCUGCUGAAGGCCGGAGCUGAUCCCAAUGGCAGCCAGUACAACAACUGCUCCCCGCUGCUGACUGCCGCCCGGGAGGGCGACGUAGACGUGCUCCGAGAGCUGCUGCGGUUCGGAGCCGAGGUGGACGUCAGACCCAAAGUCCCAGAGUGGGCCUCCAAUGCCACAACCUGCAGAGGACCCCUUUAUAUCUCAGCUGUUUAUGGACACCUGGACUGCUUUAAACUGCUCCUUCUCCAUGGGGCCAACCCCAACUACAACUGCACAGAUGAGAAGAUGUUGGCCAGGAUAAAGCAGCCAAAGACAGUUCUGGAGGUGUGUCUCCGUUAUGGCUGCGGGGUGGAGUACAUCCAGCUUCUCAUAGACUUUGGGGCGGACGUGUAUCUGCCUACACUGAUCAUUGACAAGACUACAAAGCAGAAUGAAGCUCUGGGUCUGCUGCUCAAAGAGAGAGUUUGUCCCAAAACACUGAUGUCGCAGGCUCGUCUAGCAAUUCGAAGAUACCUCCCCCUUGCCAAUAAGGAAACUGCCGUUGACAGUUUGGACAUUCCUCUGAUCCUGAGGAACUACCUGAAGCAUGACACCUCUGAGCUGAUAUGAUGCUCACGUUAGCAUCAGAAUAUAUGGCCAGUGAUGUUUUUUUUUUGUUUUUUUUUUUACCUCAUUGCUGCACAGUCAUGACUGGAUAACUGAUUUCUAGCUUUGCCAUAUUUUCCCACAAGCAGGAUUUGAUAACAGACACACAACCAAUCUCAAUGUGUAAUAUUGUUGGUUCCUUUAGAGGUCACUGUACAGUCCCAGUGCUGGAAAUUCUUGUUUUUCUUAUUUAUACAUGAAGAUUGAAGUUUGUGACUCCACAUAGAUGUAUUUAUUCAGUAGCUUAAGUUUAAAUAGCUACACAAAGAUCAUCGAAGUGUCUUUGUAAAACACAGACAGAUGAUCAUCCUGAAGGGCUCCAUGUUGGAAAAUGUGCCAUGUCCUUGGGAAGUGUAACACCGUAGUUGACCACUAGAGACCACAGUAAUACUGCUUUUGAGUUUUUUGAAAUUUGAGGCUUCUCAUUGGCAAUUUUGAACAUGUUAAUGCCUCACUGCAUCAUAUUUAGCUCUGUCCCCUUCUCAGGUGACAUUACACAAUCAAAUAUAGUCUCACUUCAGUUAUUUUGACAUCCAGACACAACUAGAGAAACACACACACACACACACACACACACACACACACAAACAGUGUCUGCGUCGCACCAGGAUGUCUUAGAUCUUGUCUGAAAAACAGUCUUGCAUCUGUUGACUUCAAAACAUUAGGAAGCGGAGUGAUCAGGCUACACUUCAGCAUGGCCAACUGGGAGAAUAUAUUUGCAUAAGUCUCAUUACUUAUUGAUUGCAGCAUAGUUAUUUGCAGGCUACAAUUUGUGGUUGGAAGUUUGUUGAAAAUGUUCUUUUGUGACUUGUGAACACCAUCCUGAAAAUGUUAAUAUCUUGUGCUUACGUGCCCUUAAACCUUUCUUGUGCGAUACAUCCAGGAGUGAAUGUGUCAGCUGUUGGGAAUGGGACCCACAAACAGGAAAUGAUGUCACAAGACAGGAAACUCAGCACAAUGCUCUCACUCACACAUUGAAGCCUGGACACGCAGUUCUGUAGAGGUUUUAUUUUCAACAAAAGUACAGCUAUAUCAGAUAUGGAUUGAUUUUUACAGCAAAGUACAACAUAUUCCCAGUGCUUCUGAUUACAUCAAAACAUAUAAUGUACAUACAGUUGACAUCUCCACUCUCCCAUUCACAGUUUCUGGAUUGAAUAGGCAUUAUUUUUCAGGUUUUUCAUUUCUACAACAAAUAAUCAAACUCAAAGGCCAGCAAGAAAGAAAAUGACAAAUGUUUGCAUAUGGUGACAAAGGAUAUGGAUACUGUGAGUAAAGUUUUCCGUGACAGGCAAAAAUCCAGACCUCAAACUAGAUGGUAAUAUACAAUGAAUAGAUUCCAAAAGUGGGAUGUCAGUCUUCUGUUAACCUAGAUGUCAUUGAACACCACAUCAUUAUAUGGCUCAUUGAAGACUCUGUUGUGCCCUGACUAUUCUGAAACAACACAGGACUGCAUAACCAACUGCAAGGAGUUCCUACUGAAGAUGUUGCUAUGCUAAAUGUGAGUGAAGGUGGUUAGCGGCUCAUGUACACCGUGGACUAAAAGGAAUUACAUAAAUCUGAGCAACCUCUGAUGCAUCCAAUUGACAGUCGACUAACUUGGCUGUCUUGGUUUUAUGACUGAAAGAGAAAAAAAAACUUAAUCUGCACAGAAGGCUGUCCUCUCAGCUCUCAGUACAAGGUCAGAAUGAUAAUUAUAUAAGAAAAUAAAACCAAUAUAUACAUCCUUUUAACAAUGUGGCCAAAAUGGUACUAUUUUAUACUGCAUUCAAUAAAUACAAGUGAGGAAUUAAUUUGUACUAUCAAGUCAUUGUACUUCAAAGAAUUAUUUCUUAAGUAGAAACAAGAGCGUGAUAUGAAUUGCAAUGAAGUACUGUGUGUGUGUCUGUGUGUGUGCGUCUUCAGGAUUAUGUAUAUUUUUAGCUCAUCCCGAGAGGUUUCAUUUAUUCAGCUCUUCUGCUUGACUACAAAUCUAUACACAAACACCCAUGAUCAGUGCUAACUCCUAUUUGGUUCACUGUUGUCAUAGAAAAAUUAUACCCGUUUUGCCUCAGCGGUUAAUGGCAUUCCAAAAACAUAACCAGCAGUUUGGACCAUGACAGUGUAGGUUGGAGUCAAAGAAAAGAAAAAAUAAAGAUUGAAAAUAAUGUUAAAGUUUAUAGUACCCAUUAUAUCUGGGCAAAGAGAGCAUCAGUGCCUUUCAUUUCACCUAUCAACAGUUCAGUCUUUGAUUCAGCGUGAGGAAAGAUGGUCUCUACUUGACAAUAAAUAAAAACAGAAGCUACAACCUGUGAUGUAUAGUGAGCAGGAGACAGGUGGACAGAGAAAAGAACUCCCUUUAGUGAGAUGGUAUGGGUUCACAAAUGAAUGGUUCCGCGUUGUGGAAAAAUCCCAUUGGAAGUUAAAUGAAACUAAACAAUCUGUUAAGAGUUGUCUUAAGUCUCAUGCAAAAUAUUGGAUGCCACAAGCAUGCAUUUACCUGGUACUGAGGUCUACCGCACGCUAGAACUGGAACAACAUUUGUCUCCAACGCAAAAUACCAAUAUCCAAAUAUAUGAUCUGUUCUUUUUACAUUAUUUACAGUGUGUAGCUGAUAAAGGUAAAAUACAUGAUUGCUCUAUUGAUUUAUAACUCAACGUUAAUUAUAUACUUUGAAAUGUGAAACCUAACUUGACUAAUGAAAAUCUGUUUCCUACUAUAUAUUCAAAUGAAACCAUCUUUCAGCAUGUUAAAUAGAUAACAAUAAAGGAAUUCUAAGUAGUUUCUAAACAUCUGAAAUUAGAAUGAACUUCUUCUUGUGCAAUAAAAUUACCGCUAUGCAAGUGUGAUAUAGUAUAAUAAGGUGUUUUAAGUGUUUCAGUCAGAAAGCACAGUAUCUACUCAUAUGGAAAAGGCCUGACCUCUAAGUUUCUGUCCGAGUGGAUCUCAUGCACUGGGGAACGAGGAAUUCCCAGUGUGUAUGAGAGACAGAGAGAAAGAGAGAAAGAGAGAGAGAGAGAUGCAAGUCCCACACUUAAGGGAAAAUACAUGACUAAUUCAAAUCUGCCUGUGAAACUGAAUAGAUAAUCACUAGUGGAAUGCUGGAAGGCACUGUUAGAUAGCAUCUCUCUUCUCCGCAGCAGAACGGGCCAGCAAGUGUGCAUGAUUAUGUGUCUGUGUGCGUGUGUGUUUGCCUGCAUGCUUGUGUCUGUAUGUUGGUACUGGUUGGGGCGUGGAGUAGGGGAAUGGGGGCGGGACGGGGGCGGGGCAGGGGCGGGCGUAGCACGGGACCUGAGGUUAUCAUGGCCUGGGAACCAUAUCUUUUUGCUGUGCCAGACCAGGGAAUUAUCUUCCAAAACAAUCUCACAGGGAGCCAUCUCUACAGACACCAGCAGCCAACUCACCCAUUUCUCAACUUUCUUUACUGAAACAAAACAUAAAUUACACAACAUACAAAGCAAUUCUAAGGUCUUUUUAUCCAAUAGGUUAUAAGGCCUAUAAGAAGGCAAACAAAUGACAUAGAACGAUAUAUAACUCUUUCAUAUCACGUUGUAGUGAAUAGUGAAGAUAUAUAAUGAUAUAUCACAUUGCACAAGUUGUCAUACUUUAUAUGUACUGUCCAUCAGGUGAUAUAAUUCAACACAAAAUGUACUUCUGUAUCUGAUAUCUGAAAAUAUGAUCACAAACCACGGACUGAUGUGUCACUUACAUUCCAACUGUAGAAAAGAAAAAACCUUGGUAGUUUCUCCUCAGCACAUCGUCUCUUUUCUAACACCUCUGUUGAAGAAGCACGGGAUCUCGCUAACAGCAGCUUCGGGAACAUUGUUGAUUAAACAAAUCAAUCUGGUCAGGCCACAGUCCUUUGUAAAUAACUUAACAGUGCCGAGCUAACUGCCAGAACAUGGAUCAGAUCUGGAAAACAAUGUGACGGGGAGGAGUGCCAAGAUUUGAAGCUGCAGUCUUUAGAGAUGCAUGAAUCUGUCAGAGGACACCUGCAUGCUACAGAUUAAAUUCACCUUUCCGCCUCCCUAUGGUAUUGGCUCACACUUCUGCACUCUAUACUGACUCACAACCACCUGAUAUGGUUGUCCUGUUCAUUUAUAAUUUCUGCCAUUUUUGUUGACCAUUUCCCCUUGUGCUGGUUAGGGUUCUUUCUAAUUUCUCACACUGUGGCAUCGCAUGUUUGCAUCGCUCCUACUCAAAUGAGAGAAAAAGUC
This is a messenger RNA of Siniperca chuatsi (mandarin fish), 5422 nucleotides long. RefSeq names its product ankyrin repeat and SOCS box protein 12-like. Gene Ontology annotation, molecular function: protein binding. The coding region runs from base 234 to 1193 and encodes 319 amino acids. NCBI's taxonomy places the organism in Eukaryota, Metazoa, Chordata, Actinopteri, Centrarchiformes, Sinipercidae. The record is from RefSeq and is a predicted model, not a curated record. The transcript has 4 exons.